AUGAGUUAUACAAGUAAUUGCGAUGAAACUGAUUACUUUAAUAACCACUGGGCAUCGAGUGAUAGUGAACGUUCCUUCCCAAAAAUGUCCAGUGAGGAUUCUUCGGAUGAAAUGGAUGAUGAAAGUAGCGACGUCGAGUUAAAUGUUGCAGCGGAUGCGAAAUAUAAUCAAAGGGAAUUGGAACUGUCUGGAUCAGAUUCGGAAUUAAACUUUGCGUCCAACAUUCAUUCUGCUGAUUCCCGGGACGAUAUAAUAGCCGAUGAACAAAAUGCCAACAAACUAGGUAGCGAAGUUGACGAAAUUCCUAGUUUGGUGAGUGAUGAUUUUACAGAUGAUAUAGCAAUUUCUGAUAAUAGAAAGUCAGAAGAGCUGCCGAAUGAAGUCGAUGACGAAUUUAUUAUGAAGCAACUUGAAAAAUUGAUUAUUCGUCGAAACAAGAAGAACAAUGAGGCUCGUUUGAGAUGGUUGACAUUUUUACGGGAACAGGUAGAAGCGGAAGAAGAAGCGAAACAAUUUGAAGCAUAUUGGGAAAGAAGACAUCAGGAAGAUAAGGAUUUAUGGAGAGAUAAGGAUUUUGCAAAUGCAAUUUAUAAAAUGUCCCGAGCUGGUUAUAAAGGAAAACAUGGUCAUUUUGAUGUGCCCGACGAAAUUGUACAACAGAUGGAUGCACUUUACAUGCAAAUUACUGUAGGCGAUUACGAUGGAAACAAACGUUUGAAAUGUGCAGAAGAAUGGAAGAAACUUCAAGGCAAAACGAAAAUUGAUUGCCAGAAAGAAUUUAUAAAAUUAACGAAUCGGACGAUUACUAUGUAUGGAUGGAAUCCGCCGGAUGGUUGGCUAUAA
Cercopithifilaria johnstoni is the source of this 843-nucleotide messenger RNA. The record is from the annotation of a GenBank genome assembly. NCBI's taxonomy places the organism in Eukaryota, Metazoa, Nematoda, Chromadorea, Rhabditida, Onchocercidae.